Messenger RNA from Yarrowia lipolytica CLIB122, 1467 nucleotides. RefSeq lists its product as uncharacterized. Lineage: Eukaryota; Fungi; Ascomycota; Dipodascomycetes; Dipodascales. The record is from RefSeq and is a predicted model, not a curated record.
AUGUCGCUUCACAACAAGUUCCCAUAUAAUCACCCACGCGAUGUGGGCGUCCCUACACCAAGCCCCUCUAGAAACAACACCGCUCUACUAGCUGCCUCUGCAGCUUUCUCGACCCUCGCCUUCAUGGCUGCAGCAUACUCAUUGAUGGACACAAACGACAUACAGGCCAACCCUACACGGAUCGUCUGCUGUCUGGGGUUCUUUCCCACAACCAUAGUCAUGACACGGGUAGUCACGUUGUCUUGGAGAUCGCGAGCAGCCUUCUGCCUCGCCGUGUCGUGUGUCAACGCGCUCAUCGCUACCAUUAUUAUGACACUGUGUGAUCCCCUGCUUGGCCAUGUCUUUCUCUCACUCUCGACAGCAGGUACCGUCUGUUAUUACAAGGCACACAUUGUCGAUAUCCACGACGACCAAGAAGGCCCCUGCUCGACUGAGGACUCCUAUCAAGCUGCAGCUCUCGUGUUCUGCUACAUGGCCUGUGCUGUGCCCCUGUGGACACAGAUUGGAUGCGCGCAUGUUAUGCUGAUUGUGCUCAACUGUGGAAUAAUGUACUUUCUUACAGUUAGACCUACCAUAAUCUCUCGCAUUCUCGCCCUCCUCGUCAUCAUACUGUCUUCGCUGUACCUCAUGUGCACUUCUCAGGGACCUGCUGGUGGCCUUCAUCUUGUUUUCAUGGCAAUUGCUGCAGAGCUCACCAUUGACUACUCGAAGUACAAUACCCUGGGCGAAAAGAAAUCUACCCAUGAUACCUUGGCCUUUCUAUGUUUUAUUUGUGGACUAGCUACAUUGGGUGUGGCCCUGAAUGAGUCCCAGCCAAGAGAGUUCCUGACGGUCUACUUGGCGGUGUUUCUAUCUUUGACCGUCAAUGCCAUGUCGGCAACCAGAUACAGCGACAAGAUAGUUCAUAUGGUUCAUACUGUGCUCUGGUCCUGGUUGGUGUCGGUGUACAUGAUGAACCAGAGCUACCACCACGGUAUUAUUCACGCUAUGCUUUCGGUGACCACAAUCUGCAUCUACAGCGAAAUGGAUCUUCCAGAACGUGACUCCAAAGUCCGUGAGACGCCACUAAGAUACAUUGCUAGCACAGUAUGCAUUAUUGCCGGGCUAUUGACCAUCGACAUUUGGACCAAGCAUGUGCUAGACCUGGUUUUAGAGCCAGACAAUGUGGUCAUGCUUAAUAUAAUGGCAGGAUUUUUCCAGAUGCUAUUUUGUUUUGCUCCACUCUGCAUCCUAGAUGAGAACCACGAGGGGGACAUCGGCCAUCAGGACGCUCUGCUGCUUUUUCUGGGGGUCGCCAGUAUCCAGAUUGGUACUGGCGUAGCCCAGGUGUAUUUUAUUUCCUAUUUCAAGGGUAUUGUUGUCUUGGCACUAUCCCUUUUCUCUGUGAUUAUUUGCUGGGCAGAGUAUGUGAAGGCAUCUUCGCCAGAAAACACAGAUGCCGGAGGUUGCGAGAAAUCCAUGGUUUAA